CUGGUCGGACUUCCGUUCAGACCUCCCGGGUCUGGCGCGGUGAAGCCAGCCUGGCGCGCGCUAGGAGCCUAUUGGCUGGCGGGGUCCGGUUCACCGCCCGGAUUGGCCGGAGCCACGCCCCCUGGAGUUCGUCAAGGAGCUGGGCGCUGGAGAUCGCGCGGGAGUCAAUCAUGAGGAAGCCACGAGCAGCUGUGGGAAGUCGAAGUCAUUGCAGGAAGCAGGCAUCCAGCCAGGAGGGAAGGGAGAAACGUGCCCUCAGCAGCAGCCAGGCCAAGCCCUCUGCACCUGACGGCCUGGCCAGGCAGCAGAAGGAGGUGAGAUUGCAGGCCCCUGUCUCCCCGUACCAUCUAUUCAGAGACACAGCUGAGGUCAUAGUCUUCCGGAAGAGCCUGCUGAGCUGGUAUGACCGAGAGAAGCGGGACCUACCCUGGAGAAAGCGGGUGGAGGGUGAGGUGGACCUGGACAGGCGGGCAUACGCUGUGUGGGUCUCAGAGGUCAUGCUGCAGCAGACCCAGGUUGCCACAGUGAUCGACUAUUAUACCCGAUGGAUGCAGAAGUGGCCAACGCUGCAGGACCUGGCCAGUGCUUCCCUGGAGGAGGUAAACCAGCUCUGGGCUGGCCUGGGCUAUUACUCUCGAGGCCGGCGGCUACAGGAAGGAGCCCGGAAGGUGGUAGAGGAGCUAGGGGGCCACAUGCCACGUACAGCAGAGACCCUGCAGCGGCUCCUGCCUGGUGUGGGGCGGUACACAGCUGGAGCCAUUGCUUCCAUUGCCUUUGGCCAGGCAACCGGUGUGGUGGAUGGGAACGUAGUACGGGUGCUAUGCCGUGUCCGAGCCAUUGGUGCUGAUCCCAGCAGCACCCUUGUUUCCCAGCAGCUCUGGAGCCUAGCCCAGCAGCUGGUGGAGCCAGCCCGGCCAGGGGACUUUAAUCAAGCAGCCAUGGAGCUGGGGGCCACAGUGUGCACCCCGCAGCGCCCGCUCUGCAGCCAGUGCCCUGUGCAGAGCCUGUGCCGGGCACACCAGAGGGUGGAGCGGGAGCAGCUCUCAGCCUCACGGAGCCUGCCAGGCAGUCGUGACGUGGAGGAGUGUGCUCCCAACACUGGACAGUGCCAGCUGUGUGCGCCUCCCACAGAACCCUGGGACCAGACCCUGGGAGUGGCCAACUUUCCCAGAAAGGUCAGUCGCAGGCCUCCCAGGGAGGAGUGCUCUGCCACCUGUGUUCUGGAGCAGCCCAGGGCCCUUGGGGGUGCCCGAAUUCUGCUGGUGCAGAGGCCCAACUCAGGUCUGCUGGCAGGACUGUGGGAGUUCCCAUCUGUGACCGCAGAGCCCUCAGGGCAGCACCAGCGCAAGGCCCUGCUGCGGGAACUGCAGAGUUGGGUUGGGCCCCUCCCAGCCACCCGCCUUCGGCACCUGGGACAGGUGGUCCACACCUUCUCUCACAUCAAGCUGACAUAUCAAGUAUACGGUCUGGCCCUGGAAGAACAGACCCCAGUGACCAUCGUACCACCUGGAGCUCGCUGGCUGACCCGGGAGGAGUUUCACACUGCUGCUGUCUCCACCGCCAUGAAAAAGGUGUUCCGCGUGUACGAGGGCCAACAGCCAGGGACCUGCAAGGGUUCCAAAAGAUCCCAGGUGUCCACCCUGUCCAGACGGAAAAAGCCCAGCGCAGGCCAGCAAGUCCUGGAUAGUUUCUUUCGGCCCCACAUCCCUGCUGAUGCACCCAGCCUCAACAGUGCAACACAGUGAUGCCUCUGGAAGCCCCCACCCCCUGAGAAUCCUGUUUAAUAAAGUGCUGAUUUUUGUAGUCA
This is a messenger RNA of Eubalaena glacialis (North Atlantic right whale), 1807 nucleotides long. It is a transcript of the gene MUTYH, whose product is annotated as mutY DNA glycosylase. Gene Ontology annotation, cellular component: nucleus. Gene Ontology annotation, biological process: base-excision repair; mismatch repair. The record is from RefSeq and is a predicted model, not a curated record. Lineage: Eukaryota; Metazoa; Chordata; Mammalia; Artiodactyla; Balaenidae. Gene Ontology annotation, molecular function: adenine/guanine mispair binding; oxidized purine DNA binding; purine-specific mismatch base pair DNA N-glycosylase activity.